GGAGGUAAAGUGCCAGGCUGAAGGUGUUAGCGGGGGAGUGAUGGAGGAUGCCGUAGCGGACACACGGAGGCUUUACGCCAAACCACAAAACCUCAGCGAUGCCUACGGACCUCCGAGUAACUUCCUAGAGAUCGAAGUGGGCAAUCCCGAGACGGUGGGAGUCGGACGGGGCAGAUUCACUACAUACGAGAUCAGACUGAAGACUAACCUUCCCAUCUUCAAGCUGAAGGAGUCGUGCGUCAGGAGGAGAUACAGUGACUUCGAGUGGCUCAGAGGAGAGCUGGAGAGAGAGAGCAAGGUGGUCGUUCCUCCUCUGCCGGGGAAAGCCCUGUUCAGGCAGCUCCCGUUUCGUGGAGAUGACGGCAUCUUCGACGACUCCUUCAUUGAGGAGCGGCGGCAAGGCCUGGAGCAAUUUCUCAACAAAGUCGCUGGCCAUCCGUUAGCUCAAAACGAGCGUUGCCUGCACAUGUUCCUCCAGGACGAAUCCGUGGACAAAAACUACACCCCCUCCAAAGUCAGACAUGCCUGAACCGCCCACACUGGAGCUCGUGACACGUGCGAGGAGAAGUCUCGUCCGACCUGAACUCUUCCCUCGGGAUUAAAAAACAAACGGAAUGAAUCCUUCAGCUCAUCCGAACCGUUCACACCGCAGCGUACUGCAAAGGGAAAAAAAAAAACAACAAGUCUUUGAAACGAAAACAUCUCAACAUCGCACUGUAGAAUGAAUUGUCAGCACUUUUUUUUGUUCUUUUCUUUUUUUUUUUUUUUUUUUUUUUUUUUUUUUUUUUUUUUUUGAGUCAGUGCUCCGUCACUAGAGCUUGAAUAAAUCAUCAUUUCUGCUCUACGAUAAAGACAACAAUGAAGCAUCUCACGUUUUAGGUUUGUGGAUAUCCUGGUAGUUAAGAGGCACCGCUAUCUUUGAGGUUUAUGAGGCUCAGGAUAUUAUUGUGAGAAAUAACAUACAUGCACGAACCAAAAAAAAAAAAAAAAAAA
This is a messenger RNA of Ictalurus punctatus (channel catfish), 993 nucleotides long. RefSeq names its product sorting nexin 3 (gene snx3). Gene Ontology annotation, biological process: late endosome to Golgi transport; endocytic recycling. NCBI's taxonomy places the organism in Eukaryota, Metazoa, Chordata, Actinopteri, Siluriformes, Ictaluridae. Gene Ontology annotation, molecular function: phosphatidylinositol-3-phosphate binding. The record is from RefSeq and is marked provisional. Gene Ontology annotation, cellular component: early endosome membrane; retromer complex.